Cutaneotrichosporon cavernicola is the source of this 264-nucleotide messenger RNA. RefSeq lists its product as uncharacterized. The record is from RefSeq and is a predicted model, not a curated record. NCBI's taxonomy places the organism in Eukaryota, Fungi, Basidiomycota, Tremellomycetes, Trichosporonales, Trichosporonaceae. The transcript has 3 exons. The coding region runs from base 1 to 264 and encodes 87 amino acids.
AUGUCUCCCCGCUCCAACUUUGCCAAGUUCGUCCCCGUCGAGACCUACCCCAUCAUUGCCGUCGUCGGUGGUGCUGUUGUUGGCGCCGGGUACUACCUCGUCCGCCUGAGCCAGGGCUCCGAGGUCGUCUGGAACCGUGGUGGCGACUGGCGCCCUUGGGAGCAGAUCAAGCAGGACCAGAACACCAAGUUCAUGACCGUCCACCCCAAGUGGUGGGAGGAGCGCAAGGCUGCCGUUGCCGCUGCCCGUGCCGCCCAGGAGUAG